ACGUGUUGGGUUGCGUCGCUCCGUUACUGGUAAAUUCCUCGCACGGUUCCCUUAACGGAGACGGGGUACACAUACACCGCACGUACACCAGCUGGCCGGACCCGCGGAAAACAAGACUUCUCGCGUAAACUCGGAACACGCACGACGCACCCGCCGUGAAGCUUUGGCUGAAAAUUGUCACUCGCAACAAGGACACCAGUGCGACGGUAGCGCGUCGUAACCCAGGCAACAGCAGCAGCAGUGUCGGGGUUUUUUUCCGGACCGGAAGGAGAAUACCCAGCCAGCUGCUCUAGUGAUUUUACGCAACCCGCGUAUUAGCACACAGCCUCUGCCAAGACGGUGCAGUUUUGCCGCUGUGUUUGUGUCCAGUGCUGUCCUUGGUCGCUGUCUGCUGGGGGAAGGGUGGCCAAUACUUCCUCGCUCUCACUGCCAAUAUUAAAGUGGAUCACGCGGAGACACAUACGCGACCUUCACACGAAUCGAGUCACCAAAGCCACAACGCGACCGAAACAGCUGACAAAACUGGUGGUGUGUGUUACCUGUGCUUUUUUUGUGUUGGGCGAAAGCAUCUGCGAAACCGGAAGUACACCACAUCUCCAGCCAGGCAGCGGCAAGCGACCGAAGUCGACAUCAUAUCUGUCAGAGCGCAUCGCUGACUAGAACGUGGCGGGGCCGCCAUUGUGCCGAUGGAAACUGGUGGUUGGUACGGUGAAUAGUGUGCGUGUGCGUGCUUAAACCCACGGCCUACUGCAGUCGAGACGCACCAAAAGCUCGAACGCAGGGAAAGUGAUAUAAUCGAAGUAGCAGCAGCAGUUGUUCCACACCGCGUGGAAAAGUCACCUCCAAAACAACGACGUGCGUUCCGUGUGUAGUGCUUCGCAAUUCGGCCCGAUCGUGCUGAAGGUGGAAUCAUAACCGUCCCAACACACAUUAUCGUUUGGCCAGCUCGGAAUGUGUGCCGUUUAGCAUCUUCAAUCGCAUCUCACGGACCGGUGACUCACAGAGAGUGGCGCACAGUUCUGAUGCAAACUUCAUCCGUCAUUUACGAUUAGCUUGUGUGGGUGUGUGUGUGAAUGUGUUUGUGCGCGCCGUGCAGUAAAUCAUGCGUGAGUGGCUGCCGUAGUUCCGCCGUCGUGCUAUUCUUCACCGAAGCAUACCCAUUUGCUUCUUAACCUUCAAGAAAUACCUUCGCAUGGCAUGGGUAACGAGCACACGCAUCGAUAAUUGUGCAAUAAAGCAGUUUGCUGGGCAGGGUAAUAGAAUCAGCAACGAAACGAAAUCAAAUUGCUUGCUCACAUCCAAGCAACCGGCGUACGAGUUCUGUGGAGAAAGUGAAAAGUUUUGUUAAUUGGGCCAUUUUCAACUUCCGAUCUAUUCUGAACGGUAGGAGAUAGAGAAAGUGCUCGCAGGCAAAAAAAAUAAAUAAAAAAAAUCCUUGAAGUAUGUAUAGUGUGUGAAUAAAAGUGUGUGUUUUUCAGCGUAUGUGCAAAAAAAGCCUACCGAGAGAUGCGUUUGAAUAGUCCGUUAAAUUGGUUCCAUUUUUUAAUUCCUUCAAUCUAAAGCAAUCCAGUGCAAAAUAUAUCAAAAGCUUUCGAAGCGGAAGUGAGCUCCACCAUCCGGAAGUGUACACACACCCAUACACCCUUUACACACACACACACGUGCGAAAGUUUCCAAUUGUGCGUGCCUGGCUCGGUGAGAGAGGAAAGUAAGUGUACAAGGGCCAAAACGCAACAACAACAGCACAGCAACAAAAAAAAAACCCUUCACACACCAUUGUGUGUUGAGUUUUCACGUCAAGAGAGGAGUGCGCGCUGUGAAGGGGGGGAAAAAAAGUUUCCCGGUCGUUCCGCAUUUCCUCACAUUUUCCGACUAGCGGUGCGGGUGCGCACAUUUUCCGGGGUUUUUUGUUCCACCCAUUAGUCACCGGGUGACUUAGCUCGUGUUCCCGCCACCGGCAAUUUGGUUGUUGUGGGACGCCGUCCGCGCGGAAAGUGUAUCGUUGCUUCCCAUUGUUUGAAGUGACGUUUCUUCUAAAGGGCCCGGCAUUGCCUUCACGACACCCACCCGCUAACCCAAAAGUCGGCAUCAAAACAAACCAGCACAACCCCGGGGUUUAUUCGCUGACCAAAACACACACACACAUAGCGCCAGGUCCUCAAUAUUUGUGGUCCGGUUUCUCGCGUCGGAGUAGUGGUCGGGUUAUGCGCAUCGUCUGAAUGGCGGCUGUCGGUGGCCCUGCCAGGCAAUCACGGGGGGUCUCCAUGAGUGUCUCGAUGUCGCUAGUGCAAGGAGGAGCUGCCGGUGCGCCGCAGGGCGCCAUUCUGGCCGCGGCCGCACCCUACUUCCAGCCACCGGCCGUCCCCCAGGAUGUUCAGCCGGAUCGACCCAUCGGUUACGGAGCGUUCGGUGUCGUAUGGGCCGUCACCGAUCCGCGCGAUGGACGCCGGGUCGCGCUCAAGAAGCUGCCCAACGUUUUCCAGUCGCUCGUGUCCUCGAAGCGCGUUUUCCGGGAGCUGAAGAUGCUGUGCUUCUUCAAGCACGAAAAUGUACUCUCUGCAUUGGACAUCCUGCAACCGCCACAUUUGGAUUUCUUCCAGGAAAUCUACGUGAUUACGGAACUGCUCCAGUCAGAUCUGCACAAAAUCAUCGUCUCACCCCAGCACCUGUCCGCUGACCACAUCAAAGUGUUCCUGUACCAAAUCCUGCGCGGCCUGAAGUAUCUCCAUUCGGCACGCAUCCUCCACCGGGACAUCAAACCCGGCAACCUGCUGGUGAACAGUAACUGUGUGCUGAAGAUUUGUGAUUUUGGGCUGGCGCGCGUCGAAGAACCGGAUCAAUCGAAGCACAUGACACAGGAAGUCGUCACGCAGUACUACCGUGCGCCGGAGAUUUUAAUGGGCGCCCGUCAUUAUUCGGCCGCCGUUGACGUCUGGUCCGUGGGUUGCAUUUUCGGCGAACUGCUUGGCCGGCGUAUUCUCUUCCAGGCCCAAAGUCCUGUACAGCAGCUUGAACUGAUCACCGAACUGCUCGGUACGCCAUCGCUGGAGGAUAUGCGGCAUGCCUGCGAGGGCGCCAGAAGCCACAUGCUUCGGAGGGCACCGAAGCCCCGGUCACUGACCGCACUCUACACGUUGAGUACCCAUGCCACACAUGAAGCCGUACAUCUGCUCUGCCAAAUGCUCGUCUUCGAUCCGGACAAAAGAAUAUCCGUAAUCGAUGCGCUAGCACAUCCCUACGUCGACGAGGGUCGGCUUCGUUACCAUUCCUGCAUGUGUAAGUGCUGUUACACCACCUCCGCUGGCAUGCGUCAAUAUACUGGCGAGUUUGAGCCAUCAGCAACACAACCAUUCGAUGACCUAUGGGAACGCAAGCUAACCUCAGUGCAGCAAGUGAAAGAGGAAAUGCACAAAUUCAUUGCCGAGCAGCUACAAACGGGCCGCGUGCCACUCUGUAUAAAUCCCCAAAGCGCCGCAUUCAAAUCCUUCGCUAGCUCAACCGUAGCCCAUCCAUCAGAACUGCCACCAUCGCCGCACCAAUGGGAAUGACAUAAUGAAGCAAUGGCCGCAUAAAAUGGAAUGCUGUGAAUGCCAACCAAAUCAACAAUUCGGCAACCGUGGUGGACAGGAGGAGACAGUAGUGGAGAAGGAAAUUUUUGAGGAUUGGGAACGAUUUUGGGGACGCGUGCAAAAAAUGGACACCCGAAUGAUUAGGCAUAUCUAUUUGUGACGUUACUUCUUCUACAUUAGAAUUGGUUGCAUACAGGACUGGUAGAAGGUGUAGAGAGAACCAAACAAACUUUCUAUCGUAUGACCAUCAGCACAUCAGCGCUGCAAAGAAUGGGACAGUAUUUUUUUUUUCGGUAUAGAUAUCUAGCGAAUGGAUGAACGAAUUCAAUGAACAACUAUGGGGAACGUUACUAGGCAAUGCAAGUACUGACAUGUUGAGGAAAUUAUUCGAAAACGAAAGCAACAUCUGGGAACAAGAUAGUUAAAAAAGCUCAAAAGAGAAAAGCAGGGCAACAACAAGAAAGUACGUCCAAUUGAUGAUGUAUGGAGGAUAUAAGUAUGCUUGCCCAAUCACUCCAUUCGAUGAAUUCCUAACAUUACGGCUGGAUGGUAGACGGAAUAAGCUUUCGUGUUUGUCGAUUUGAAAACUAUUCCUUUUUAUGAAAUAUGAUACAAAAAGAUCAUUCACAAAUUUCGAAACCAAAACCCAGUUUAUUCCGAUGCAAGAGAGGUUCAGCAAAACCACUAGAACGGGUGAAGUGGCCAAUUAUGAGUGAAAGAUUCGAACAAAUGCUGCCGAUAGUUUAACUACUAUCGUGGCAUAUCACCACCACCACGAAUGGCACAUACAGCGAGCCAUAAUUGCCUCGAGCAACACAUUGUACAUAGCAGUCCGAUGGUAACUUUAUAUCCGAUUGAUGAUUUCAAUUUAGUAAAAUUCCGCCUUUUCUUUACCGUCGCGUUAAUUUUAAUGUAAGCAACUAUAUUUUAAGCUCCGAUAGCUUUAGCAAUACUGUGUCAAUGAAGAGAAAAUAAGACGCGAAAGAGCCCCAUAGAUCUAGUUCAUCGGUAAUGAUAAGUGAAAGUAAGACAGGUCUUUAUGGAUCGUCAGUCAGUGGAAUAAAAAAAAAACGAAGGUUCGCUCAUAUGAAUUCAAAUUAGGUAGGAACACCUAACGGGAUGUUCAUGGCGAGGUGGGGCCGUAUCAAAUCUUUCAAUAAGAUCUCAUUAUUAGUGGUUUGUUUGUUUUUUUUUCAAUUACAUUUUAGAUUAAUUUUCUCAAAAGUGGCGCAAAGGCGAGAAGAGGUUACACAGAAACGAAUGGAAUGGUCUUGAAGGCGCAUAAAAAAAAUCGGUUAGGAGGAAAUUAGGGCAAGUGUGAUAAGAAAAACGGUUUUAAAUAGUUGAUUAUGGACUUGGCGGCAGCUUACACUCUCACACCCAUACACCUGUUUCGUUCGUAAACGUUUCGCAUUGUAAUAUUUUCCACAAAAUGGUGCACAAUAUCUCAAUGUGAACCAUACAAAAUUUGUCUCUCAAAUGCUGGCACUUUUGUAUAAAAAAAAAGUUUAAAUGCCAUUAGGGACAGAUGCCUGUACAGGUUUUUGCUUUACGCAGGAUACAGUCAAUAAUGAUAGUUGCGACCAAUUGUCUCGCAUCUCAUCCGUUCCAUAUACAUUCUAUGUACAUUAACAACAAUCACGAGAGAGAGAGGAUGAUACAGUAUAACUUGAGAGCGUGGAAAAGAUUACAACUAGUACGCUUUUAAAACGGACGACGGCUAAAUGAAUUGAAACAAAGGGAAGGCAUAAAUAUAGCCGACCCCAGUACCGGGAUGGCGUUCAAAACAGAAUGUUAAAAAGCGCAAAUACAUGGCAGAGGGCGCAAAAUACUACAACUCUAGCAAAACGUGUUCAACGAUUAUAUGUUAAGAUUUAAGUAGAAGCAAUAGGAUUCUGGAUGGAACCAGGAAAUCGCACCAUAAAAGCAACAAUCCAGCUGCAACUGAUCAGCAGUUUGACUAAGGGAUUUAUCCGAGCGUGUUCUGGUUUGAUACCGAUAUCGGCAAAUGCAAGAGAAGAGUUACUGCUUUUAAAACGUAAUAAGUCCCAUGUAUGCUGCUUGCUGUAUGAGUUUAUGUGUUUAGUAAAAUAUACAAUUGCAACUGUUUGAUUUUGCAUUAGGACCCUACGAACGGCACAAAUGGUUUCGGCCCCUCUUGUGUCGCCGGUGUAUGUGACGAUUGAAACUAAACGAAGAUCAAUUGAUUGUGUCCCUGCACAGAAAUGAACACCGCUUUAACAGUCUGAAUAUUUUCCGAUUUGUUAUCUAAGAGUGUAUGUUACGCGAAGUAUGUUCGCGCGCACUAGUUUUCGGUGAAUGUGAAAUAUGAAAUGAGUGGCAACCGAAGAGUGAUUGGAAUGUAUGGAAGUCACACGAGAGUCACACAGAACUGAUAAAAGCGCAGCAGCUGCAUCCAAUGAUCGAGAAGCAGGACAUGCAGUGCAUUGAAUUGAAAAACAUUAAACCUUUUUCUUUUGUGCGUGCAGCUGAUGCGAAUGUGAGGUUGAGCAGUGAUUGGUUGCUCUCUCCCUCAACGAUACGGUAUAACUAAGCUACUGUUAACAAACACACACACACACAAGCACACUCCACCUUUAGAUGGUCCCCGGAAGGCUGACAAUGUGGAGGGCAGCGUGGUAUAAGCACUGAUUUAGUUGUAAAGUAAAAAGGAAAAUAACAAACUCAAGCGCAAGAGCGUUGGUAUGUGUGGGCAGGUGAAAUACACAGACACACGAUAAUAUUCACGCGCCAGUAGGUUUUUAAGGAUGUGUAUAUUUGAUAAGGAUCGAUUAUGGUAGUAACAAUUUAAUGCGAUGCUCCAACAUUAGAAGAAAAAUGUAGGCAAAUGCAAAUUGAUGUAAGAACGAUUUAGAAGAGGAAAAGAAAAUAGAGAAGAGAAAGAGAGACAGUGAGAGAGAGAGAGAAAGAGAGAGAGAGAGAGAGAGAGAGAGAGAGAGAGAGAGAAAGAGAGACACGUACAUAAAUAGAAGAAAACGAAAAACAACAACAAAACACAAUAUUCACUUUUUUUUCCUUGUUAAGUUCAUAUCACUUCUACGUGAAGGUCGUGUGUUAAAGUAUUUAUUUGUGUUAAGUGCCAGUGUUAAGUGAAAUAGUUUUCUGUUCAACAACUGGUAAUUGCUCAUUAUGUUCGUAUCACAAGUUGUCUUUAUUUUGAUUGAUUUUUCUUCUAAUAAUUUUCUUUCUUUUCUUUUCUUUCAUUUUCAUUUUCCGUUGCACAUUGUUUCCUGUACUGCAGACGCUCUUCGCCGGGCCAAACUCAGGCAAAAUGAUGGGAAGCCGAGUGGUAAAUAGUUAUCGUGUACAAAACAAACAGAACGCCAUAAAUACCGGGCAGAUGAACUAAACCUGAACCAGGAGAGAGUCAAAAUUUCUAAUCGAACACAAGUAGAGGCAUCCCCCUUUUGGAAAAAGCAUGUAUUACGCUUCGUACCAACUAGAACCCGAGAAUUCAGGGGGGUGAAACAUUACCUUCAGGUAAGAACAGUUAUUGCAACAUAUAGAGAGGAGUAUAAUGAGCAACCACGAACGUCUAAAGUACCAAAUGUAUGUAAAACUAAGUGUGUGUGUUCAUAUGCAUGUAUGUUGAAAUUUGCUCGUAUAACAAUAGAAAAGCACACCUACCGUAGACAUGAAUAUUGGACAUAUUUGCUUGUGUGAAACAUUCAAGUGUAUUAGCGAUGGUUUCGUUUGAAAUGUAUUGGGAGGAAAAAAAAGUGUGUUUACGUACGUCACGAUAAUUAUAACGAAUGGGACACUGUUUCCUCACCAACUAAUAUACACAACGCAUACAGUUACUGGCUUUAAAGUAGUUUACUACCGUAACUAAACGAUAUGGAAGGUGGGAAAAAACAUGCGAUCAUUUCGUAAUUUUGUAGAGUGGUGAAGGAACGGAAAUAAGAAAACAUAUAAAUGCAGGACAUUUAAAGAACAGCCGUAACAGAUAUAUCUACAAAUAUGCCACAGGAAAGGAUAAUUAAUUAGCAACGAGCGUAUAAGGCAGAGCAACAAUAUGAAAGUAACGAAGAACUUCCCCAGCAAUGCGUGUUUGUCGAAAAAAAAAAGGUUAAAAACGUUUAUACACUUCACAGAGUAAGAAACAAACACACACACACAGAGAGGUCAACAAUGUUGUCGUUAAUGUUCACGCUUUCCAUAUUGGGCAAUUAUUACACUGUAAUGGAACAUUCUAGUGGAACGUACACACAUCCCAGUACCAGAAAGAUGCAUUUAGCAGCAGCAUUUCCCUUGAAUGCCCACAUUAUCGCCGUUGGCAAGAGCGGGAAUAAAAAACAAAACAUACAAUAAUUAACGUUUAAGUGAGACAAAACAAUUCAGACAGAAUACGGAAUGGAAGCAAAGGCAUAUGUACGCGCAUGGUAAAACAUUUAAAGAGUAACGUGUAAUCGUUAAUAACCACUUUCUGGUGUUAAAGUAAUUGGAAAAUGCAAAACAAAUUAUACCGAACUGUCUCACUGCUUGUGUGAUAUUGUCGUUUGUUUGAGUGAUAAAUACGAUCAGUUUGCCCAGCUUUUGUCAGGUAGCCGGAACAAAGGAGAGUCAAAGUUUAAUAUUGUAUUUAACAUAAUUGCAUUGUAAAGUAUAAUACCACGUACGGAAACCCUGACAGCAUUACUUUAGUCAAAGUAAACAGACAUAUACAGAGUUGGUUGUUGCGCACAAAUGUAACAGAAGCGUGUACGUGUAAUCAGGAAAAUAUAA
Anopheles moucheti is the source of this 8315-nucleotide messenger RNA. RefSeq names its product serine/threonine-protein kinase NLK (gene nmo). Gene Ontology annotation, cellular component: nucleus; cytoplasm. Gene Ontology annotation, molecular function: ATP binding; MAP kinase activity. The record is from RefSeq and is a predicted model, not a curated record. Bases 2220 to 3548 code for a protein of 442 amino acids. The transcript is spliced from 10 exons. Gene Ontology annotation, biological process: protein phosphorylation; intracellular signal transduction. Lineage: Eukaryota; Metazoa; Arthropoda; Insecta; Diptera; Culicidae.